AUGUAUGCUCAGGCCGUCACAUCGGACCAGCUGAGGAGAACCGGCAAGGAAGGUCGGAGACUAGAAGUCUCCACCGGCCCGGCGGGCCCCAUCGACUGCUACUGCAGUCUUCCUCUUCUGAUCUAUCACCGCGGCCUCUGUCGCCAUGGGUAAGAGUCGGACGAAGCGCUUCAAGCGACCUCAGUUCUCCCCUAUCGAUAGCUGUCAGGCCGAGGCGGCAGCCGCGGCGAACGGGACUGGGGUCGAGGAGGACGAUGGGCCCGCGGCGGAACUUCUGGAGAAGCUCCAGCACCCGAGCGCCGAGGUCCGCGAGUGCGCCUGCGCGGGACUGGCCCGGCUAGUGCAGCAGCGGCCGGCACUACCGGACUUAGCCCGCCGGGAUGCUGUGCGCCGGCUCGGGCCGCUGCUGCUGGACUCUAGUCUGGCGGUAAGGGAGACGGCGGCCGGAGCUCUGAGAAACCUCAGUGCUUGUGGAGGUUUUGACGUUUGUGAUGACAUGGUGGCAAAGGAUAUCAUGACACCCCUGGUGGCACUACUAAGAGAGUGUAGCUCUGGACUGGAUUCAAAUGAGAUGUCUCCACCGGAGAAAGACGAGAAGAGAAACCCCAUAGAGAGCAUAGCUAAUGAGGCUGUGAAUGUGCUAUGGAAUGUAUGUGAAUGCAGUAGUAGAGCAGUAUCUAUAUUCAACAAAGAAGGGUGUUUGGAGAUUGUAUUACAGUACUUACGUAGGUUCCCCACCAGUGUUGACCUGGCUGUCUCCGUAGCUUACUGUUUGCAGACGGUCACAGAAGAUAACCCAGAGCUGCUGAAAUCCUUCGAUGGCACCGCCCUUCGUGUCCUGGAGUCUGCUUUGCUUUGUCCUGUCACCUCUAUGGAGUACAUUCUUCUGAAGACACUCGUGGCAGGCACAAUCUGGAACCUAAAGGACAUUAUUCCAUCUAAGAGUCAGGCAGAAAUCAUAAAUGCCAUCCUAAACACCUUGUCUGAAGUUCUGGGUGUGAAUACUGGCGACACGGUCAUUCAGAUGAAGGAAGCUGAAACCCAGCGGCUGAAGGCUGCCGCAGAGAGUGAGGACAUACUAGCAAAUGCUAAUGGUGAUGACUUGGUGGAAGAUGAUGAAAUGGAGGAAGUCCCUCAUAAGAGAAAACUCAGAAGGAAAACGUUUGUUUCCGAUUUACUUCCACCUACUGACAAGGAGCUGAGAGAGAGCAUGGCAUUGCUGACAGCUCAGCAGACCGCUCUGGAAGUUAUUGUCAACAUGUGCUGCAGUGAAGAUCCCUCGGAUGAUGAGUGGGAGGAGCUUUCUAGUAGUGAUGAAAGCGAAGCCUUUAUGGAAAACUCCUUCAGUGAGUGCAGUGGGCAGCUGAUGUCCCCACUGUGCCUGUCCCAUGAGAUUCACUCCGCCCUGACCAACUGCCUCAUUCCAGAGAAGGUUUUUGAGAAAACAUCAUCCCCAAACAGUGUUGCAGUCGACAUAUGCUCUAAGAACCCUACCUGGAAACCUUUGAUUAAGAAAAUGAACACUAUUCAGUGCAGAGCCCUUAUGUGUCUCCAGAGUCUUGUGUCUCUCCUGGACAUAGACCAUCUCGGGGGAGCCCCAGCUCUUCAGACGCUUGCUCAGCACCUGUCCCAACUUCUGUUUUCUCAGCCAGAUUUUGCUAAACAUGCUGAUUUUCUAGAAGCCAUAAGUAGUGCUUUAAGGGCCCUUUUGCAGACAAUGGCCUCCAAGAACAUUCCACAGUGUAUGACACCUGAGCAGCUGAUGAUGCUAUGCAGAGAAGGCAUUCAUAGUAGUAGCAUCGGGGUUAGAGUGAAUGUGGUCAGUAUUUUGGGGAUCACUGGCAGUGUCCUAGCCAAAGAAGUUGGCACACUUGAAACUCUGAAGACCAUUGGGUGCUUUCUGCUGGAAGUUGCCACCAAAGACUCUUCCCUUGUGGUAGCAGGAGAAGCUUUGGAUGCCCUCUUUGAUGUUUUUGCAGAUGGUGAAGAAGCUGAAAAGGCUUCAGUUCAAAUUAAAUUGUUAGCAACUUUGAAAGAAUUCCAGCCAGUCUUCAAAAUGAAGAUACGGAAAGAAGGGAGGGGCAAAUACAGUCCAGAUCAGCUGUGUGUUCUCGACAACGUGAAGAUGAAUUUGAGACGGUUUAUUGCUUACCAGGAAACUGUUGAGAAAAGACUGGCUUCUUAGACUAUCAAGAGGACCAGAGCUGGGGCUGGCUGAGCAGCUGCAUGCCUGGCUGGCAUGAACAGUCCUGGGUUUAUCCCUAGCUCUUGCGGAAAAAGAAUUAAGAGAAACCGGUUCUCCGCUGGAUUUAGUGCUAAGAAUACUGAAGGGUCUCCCUUGAAUAUAUGUGCUUCCAAAAGCCUUUUUUUCUUUCUUUCUUUUUUGAGACAGGUUCUAAGUAGCCCUCACCUAGAGCUCACAGAGGUCUACUACCUCAGUUUCCUGAUUGCUGGGAUUUAAGAUAUUCAGCACCACAUCUGGCCUCAAGCCAUUUUUCCAUGCCUCUAUUCUGUAUGUUAGUUUGAAUGUGAGAACCUGUAGGAAAUGUGUCACGUCUCCAGCAGAUUUUAGCCACUGAAAAUGGACCACAGUCUCAGGUACUAGUGUGGCACUCGGGACCUUGCUCCUGCUCAGCGAGCACUCUGUCACUGACUGUGCCGCCAGCCCUCAAGUGGUCCUUAACUUAAGGGCAGUAAAGAGACUUUGGACAAUUAUGCCCUUAAAAUUUGGGAGAAAAUCAAUUAAGUCAUUGUUUGGAUGAUUUUUUAAAGCCAAUACCAUUUUAUAUUAGCUAACUCCUAACUGAAAUAUGAAGAUAAACUUUAUAAAAUAUUUUGUUAUGGAGUACUAUAUACCAAUGAUGAAUCUUUUGUGAAGUAAAUGACUUGAAUUUGUCACUGUGUAGAUAAGGUGAUUGUAUUCUGUAUAGGGGUUCUGAGCAGUUAUUCUGUGUAACAUCAUUCCCUGUCUUAAUUUGAUACAGAAUCAGAAAUUAGUAGAAAAUGCUGGGCAUGGUGGUGCACACCUUUAAUCCCAGAUCUUCAGAGGCAGAGGCAGGAGGACCUGCUGAGUUCAAGGCCUGCCUGGUCUACAGAUUGAGUACCAGGACAGCCAGAGAGACCCUGUCUCAAAAAAAAAAAAAA
This is a messenger RNA of Grammomys surdaster, 3144 nucleotides long. RefSeq names its product HEAT repeat containing 3 (gene Heatr3). The coding region runs from base 146 to 2185 and encodes 679 amino acids. Gene Ontology annotation, biological process: ribosomal large subunit biogenesis; protein import into nucleus. The record is from RefSeq and is a predicted model, not a curated record. The transcript is spliced from 15 exons. Lineage: Eukaryota; Metazoa; Chordata; Mammalia; Rodentia; Muridae.